Molecule: messenger RNA, 3594 nt
Organism: Dipodomys spectabilis (banner-tailed kangaroo rat)
Lineage: Eukaryota; Metazoa; Chordata; Mammalia; Rodentia; Heteromyidae
Product: phospholipid-transporting ATPase IB-like
Exons: 36
Coding region: 1-3594 (1197 amino acids)
Biological process (GO): neuron development; phospholipid translocation
Cellular component (GO): plasma membrane
Molecular function (GO): magnesium ion binding; ATPase-coupled intramembrane lipid carrier activity; ATP binding
Source: RefSeq, a predicted model, not a curated record
AUGGGCCCCCCAGAAAGAAGCCUGUCCUUGAAUCUCAUUUUGGAAGAACUCACCCUGGAACGGGAUCACUCACUUUCCCAUAACUCAGGACUCAAGGGGCAGGUCCUAGAUUUGAAUAUACAUUUCUCCUUGGGCAUUCAGAAGGUUCAAGAAAGGAUGGUCUGGAACCAAUUUACCCAAAGCUCAGAAAUGUCCCAACAUCGCUCCAUUUACAUCAAUGACCCUAUUAAGAACACUUUUUGUCACAACUCAAUCAGCACAACCAAGUACAGCAUGUGGUCAUUUCUGCCUCGAUAUUUGUACCUACAAUUUGGCAAAACUGCCAAUGCAUUCUUCUUGUUCAUUACUAUACUGCAGCAAAUCCCAGAUAUAUCUCCAACAGGAAAAUAUACAACUCUCUUGCCUUUGGCGAUUAUUCUUACAAUUUCAGGCAUCAAAGAAGUUAUAGAAGAUUAUAAGCGACAUAAGGCAGACAAAUUAGUGAAUUCCAAGACUACAUUAGUCUUAAGACAGAAUUCAUGGUGCACGAUCAGGUGGAAAGAGGUCCACGUGGGUGACAUUGUGAAGACUUGCAGUGGCGAGUUCCUUCCCGCAGAUAUGGUCCUGGUUUCCUCCAGUGAACCUCAUUCGAUGUGUUAUAUUGCAACAGCAAAUCUGGAUGGAGAGACAAAUCUAAAAAUACGGCAGGCUUUGCCAGAAACAGCUGCAAUGCAAACAGAAAACCAAUUAUUAAAUCUACAUGGAAAAAUUGAAUGUGAAGGACCUAACCGCCAUUUCAGUAGCUUUGUUGGAAACUUGCGUUUAAAUGAUAGAAGUCCUGUUCCAAUUGGGCCUGACCAAGUCUUGCUAAGAGGAACCCAGCUGAGAAAUACUCAAUGGAUCACUGGUGUCAUCAUUUACACUGGAUCUGAAACCAAGUUAAUGCAGAAUGCUGUCAAAUCACCUCUGAAGAAAUCACAGGUUGAGAAAGUGACCAACCUCCAGAUCCUGGCAUUGUUCCUGUUUCUGUUGGUCAUGUCCAUGGUGAGCUGUGCCGGAGCAAUGUACUGGAAUCAAAUGUACAGCAUGGAUAUGUGGUACAUGAGGAGGAAGGGUUACAGCCCUCACAUCUUUGCCUUGGAUAGCUUGGUGUUCAUCAUUUUGUACCACAAUCUCAUUCCCAUCAGUCUACUCGUAACUCUGGAGAUUGUGAAAUUUACUCAGGCUCAGUUUAUAAACUGGGAUGAGGAUAUGCAUUUUCAAGAAAAUAAUAUCUAUGCCAUGGCUAGAACAUCUAAUCUUAAUGAAGAGCUUGGGCAGGUAAAAUACUUAUUUACUGAUAAAACAGGAACUCUUACCUGCAAUAUUAUGACAUUUAAGAAAUGUACCAUUGCAGGCAUAAUUUAUGGUCAAGCGUCACCUUCUUAUGAAUUUAAUGAUCCUGCAUUAUUAGAGAACUUUGAGAAAGGCCAUCCCACAGAAGGAUACAUAAAAGAAUUUUUUACCCUGUUAUGUGUGUGCCACACAGUUAUCCCUGAGAAAGAGGGGAAUAAUAUCAUCUACCAGGCUUCCUCCCCAGAUGAGGCAGCUUUAGUGAAAGGAGCAAAAAAUCUUGGGUUUGUUUUCACCACCAGAACACCUUACUCUGUCACCAUAGAAACCAUGGGAGAAAGCUUCACUUUUGAAGUCCUUAAUAUCCUUGAGUUUUCUAGCAACAGGAAAAGAAUGUCUGUAAUUGUCCGGACACCCAUGGGCCAGCUUCGGCUCUACUGCAAAGGGGCAGAUGCAGUGAUUUAUGAGAGACUUUCAAAAAAUUCUGAGUUUGUGGAGGACACAUUAAGCCAUCUGGAAUAUUUUGCUACAAAUGGUCUGAGAACUCUCUGUGUAGCUUAUGCUGAUUUAACUGAGGAGGAAUAUGAGCACUGGCUGAAGGAGUAUGAGAAAGCUAGCACCAACUUACAUGACCGAAUUAAAAAACUGGAGGAUUGCUACGAUAUCAUUGAAAAGGACUUUAUGCUGCUUGGAGCCACAGCCAUUGAAGAUCGUCUUCAAGCCGGCGUUCCAGAAACCAUAUCAACUUUACUGAGAGCAAACAUAAAAAUUUGGGUGUUGACAGGAGAUAAACAAGAAACUGCAAUUAACAUAGCCUAUUCCUGCAAACUCAUAUCAGGGAAUGUGCCUCGUAUCCAUAUGAAUGCAAAUUCAUUUGAGGCAACAAAACAAAUGAUUGAUGAGAAUUGUCAAGAGUUUGGCUGUAUGUUAGGCAAAGAGAAUGGCGUGGCCCUAAUCAUUGAUGGCGAAACAUUGAAACAUGCCCUCAAUUUUGACAUUCAGAGGAAGUUCCUAACUUUGGCUCUAUCCUGUAGAACAGUAUUAUGCUGUAGGAUGACCCCCCUUCAGAAGGCUGAAAUCGUGGGCAUGGUUAAGAAGCACGUACAGGCUAUCACGCUGGCUGUGGGGGAUGGCGCCAAUGACGUCAGUAUGAUCCAGACGGCUCAUGUGGGUGUGGGAAUCAGUGGAAAUGAGGGCAUGCAGGCCACCAACAACUCAGAUUACUCCAUCGCACAGUUUAGCUACUUGGAGAAGCUUCUAUUGGUCCAUGGAGCUUGGAAUUAUUUUCGAGUGACCAAAUGCAUAUUGUAUUGUUUCUACAAAAAUGUAGUGCUGUACACUAUUGGGCUUUGGUUCACCUUUGUUAAUGGAUUUUCUGGGCAGAUUUUGUUUGAGCGUUGGUGCAUCAGCUUGUACAAUGUGAUCUUCACUUCAUUACCACCUUUGGCUCUGGGAAUCUUUGAGCGGUGCUGCAGUGAAUCGAGCCUUCUCAAAUACCCAGAACUCUACACUAUUUCACAAAACGGGGAAACUUUCAACACAAAGGUAUUUUGGAUCCAGUGCAUGUGGGCUUUGCUUCACUCCUUCAUUCUUUUCUGGUUUCCCACAAAAAUGAUGCAGCACGAUGUCCUCCUGCAGCAUGGGUAUACUACAGAUUAUCUGUUUCUUGGUAAUUUCGUCUAUACGUAUGUAGUUGUUACGGUUUGUCUGAAAGCUGGCUUGGAGACAAUGUCCUGGAAUAAUUUCAGCCAUGUGGCAAUUUGGGGAAGCAUGGUCAUCUGGCUGGUGUUUUAUACCAUUUACUCUUCCUUAUGGCCUGUCAUACGUAUUGCUCCAGAAAUGAAAGGACAGGCCAACGUGACACUGAUAUGUCCAUAUUUCUGGCUGGGCCUUUUCAUAGUCCCUGUUAUAUGCUUGAUUCCAAACGUAUUUUGGAAAUCGCUUAAAAAUACCCACAACAAAAGUCUUCUAGAAGAAAUUCGGGAGCUGGAAAGCAGACAAAUUACAGGAGCUGAUGUAUCUCAGGUGUUUAGGAAGAGGACAACACUAGGAAGUUUACAAAUUUUACCCCGUCCUUGUGAGGUCAGUCUCCGGAACAAUUCUGUGGAUAUACACGCCCCGCAUGGGUACGCAUUUUCUCAAACAGAACAGUCUGUGAUCACUCAGGAAGAGCUGGUCCGUUGCUAUAACACCUCUCUAAUAGAAUCCAAGACUUCUCAGAAGACUUCAUCCUUGGUUGAUGAAGAUUCGGAUCAAGUCUCCAAAGCUCAUGUUUUCCACUGA